Messenger RNA from Diaporthe amygdali, 2067 nucleotides. RefSeq lists its product as uncharacterized. Gene Ontology annotation, cellular component: septin ring; septin complex; cell division site. The record is from RefSeq and is a predicted model, not a curated record. NCBI's taxonomy places the organism in Eukaryota, Fungi, Ascomycota, Sordariomycetes, Diaporthales, Diaporthaceae. The coding region runs from base 1 to 2067 and encodes 688 amino acids. The transcript has 4 exons. Gene Ontology annotation, biological process: cytoskeleton-dependent cytokinesis. Gene Ontology annotation, molecular function: GTPase activity; molecular adaptor activity; GTP binding.
AUGCGACCGUUCCCAGGCGAUGGACCGCCGCCGCGACGGAACCCGCGCGGGGCUGAUAACGAGCCCCCGACAGCAUUCCAUCACCCCGCCUCCGGCCAGCAGCAGAUAACCUCGUAUUUCAUCGGCGGCGAGGACGCUGUCGAUGCCGCCCUGCAGCAGUCCCUGGCGAGCUUCACUACGAGCUUCACUACCGGUGGUCGUGAUCAUCGCAAGGCGGGGUCGGCCGACCCGGAGUCCGCCAACCCAGCCAAGCACACCGCACACAGUGACCGUGAAUCGAUCUCGACCUCGGAUCCUGCAGAUGCUGACGAUAUUUCCCUGAUGUCUGACAUUGCCCCGAGCAGGCUCAACCUGCCAGGCUCCACGAGUAACCUCUCGCAGCCGAUUACCCCCUUAAUGCUGGCCACACCAGGAUCGCCCUCGGCCAUCAGCGACGCGAUGAGUGCUUCGUUCUCCGAGGAGAUCGCAAGCCAGGCUCUCAGCAUGAGCCAGGAUUUGGAGCCAAUGGAAGCUUCGGAAAUGAUGGACAGCGGCAGUGCUCCCCAGCUUGUUAUGCCCUCUAUCAAGAUGCCUAGCCGGCGGCCAUUUACCGACGGAGGGAGGCGGAUAGGGAGGCUCAAGGUCCUCGUCGCUGGAGACUCUGGCGUUGGCAAGACGUCGCUCAUUAAAGCUCUUGUCCAAUCUUGCGAACACAUUGUCCAUGUCGACCCAAUAACGCCCCAGUCUACAGCAUUGGUCGGCCUGCAAUCGGGUGCCCGACGUGGGAAAUCCAAGGCCUCAAAGAAUAAUACCCGGACAACCGAGAUAUCAGAAAUAUUUGCGAGCACAAAACCGUAUCCAGAGUGGUGGUCGGAUCUGGACGAUUUUCAACUUCUUAAACGCCGAAAGAGUGUCGAUGAUACCAUCUUAGAUAGGAACAUUUGCUUUAUUGAUACCCCAGGUUAUAGUGACGGUUCUUCUAGCAUGGAGAACAUUACUCCCGUAAUUCGUUAUGUCGAAUCGCACUUCGAAAGAGUACGGUCAAACGAGUCGCCCGACGCUGAAAUAUUGAAUAUGCUCGGCGGCGAUGGAGGCAAGCUGAAAGCGGCCGACAUCAAGUACCUGCAACUGUUAGGAUCCCUAACGAACGUUAUACCACUUGUGGCCAAGGCAGACAACAUGACUCCUGAGAAAGUUGCGCAGAGCAAAGCUCAGAUCAGGAGCGAGCUGAUGGAGGCUGGAGUGCGACCAUUCUCAUUCUCAGUGUCUUCGUCGGGAAUUUUUAGUGAUAUCGAACCGAGAUAUCCGUAUGCUGUCUCAAGCACCCCAGGAUCAGACCACGACAUCAUGGACGCAAGUCUAUUGAUGAGCCCGGACUAUGUGCAGCCUCUAAUGUCAUCAGAGCUCGCAACUGUGGUGAACCAGGUGUUUUGCGAGUAUGGAGCAUCGUGGCUGAGGCAUGCUGCCGCCAAGAAGUUUAUCCAGUGGAAGAACUCGGGCGAUUCGUCUAGGCCAAGGGCGCUGUACAAACCGAUGGGCUUGCCAGCCAACUCGUCCAUGCCGUUGGUAGCUGCGGGGCCUUUGUCCUUGCCUGUGGGAGCAACGUCGCAGUACUCGCUCGCCCGGAUCGCCGACCACACGCAAAGAGAAGAGCGGCUGGCUCAGAUACGCCUUGCCAACUGGGCAUCCGAAUUGCAGAGAAGCCUGGCAAACGAGCGGGCCCAAUAUGACGCACUUGCGCGUGGAGAGAGGGCCAUCUGGCUGACUGAGAAGCUACACGAAUGUGUGCAGGACGGGGAGCUUGUCCCGUUCGCAGAGCGGGACCGCAGCGGUUCCCGGCCGAGCGAGAAGACGAGACGCAGACUUGGGCGCGGGCGCAGCUACAGCACUUCGACCACGCAGACUCAGGACCCGCUUGGGCUGCUUCGCGUGGCUGCGAGGGUGAAACUGAAUGGUUGGAUUGCACUCGAGGUUCUCGGGGGCGUGGGGAUCCUUGGUGGCGCGGCGAUGUGGUUCUCCGGGCAGGACUGGCCGGCCGUUGGAUGGGCUGUCGACCAGUGGUCUGCUUUCUGGGGUGCUGAAAAGUGA